Molecule: messenger RNA, 2881 nt
Organism: Rhipicephalus sanguineus (brown dog tick)
Lineage: Eukaryota; Metazoa; Arthropoda; Arachnida; Ixodida; Ixodidae
Product: signal transducer and activator of transcription 5B-like
Biological process (GO): regulation of transcription by RNA polymerase II; defense response; regulation of cell population proliferation
Molecular function (GO): DNA-binding transcription factor activity, RNA polymerase II-specific; RNA polymerase II cis-regulatory region sequence-specific DNA binding
Source: RefSeq, a predicted model, not a curated record
AUGCCGGGGCUGUGAGUCGCAGCAACGUCGCAUUUUGUGCUCGGUCAUCGCUGCCUUUCGGCGAGUCGUCACGCGUUUGUCGUGGAACAAGUACACGCUUUCUCGGAGUCGAACUUCGCUUGAAACAGGGUGGUGUAGGCACCCACCAAGACCGUGCUGGUAGGUGGCAAGGGGCGAGAGCAGCAUGUCGCUCUGGGCCCGUCUGCAGGAGCUUCCCGGGGAGCUCUUACGCCAGUGUCAGCUGGCCUAUGGCGAGCACUUCCCCAUGGAGGUUAGGUGUGCCUUGUCCCAAUGGAUCGAGGAGAAGCCUUGGCAGGACAUGGACCCUGACAACCCCUCUUUCGAAAUGUAUGCACCGUCUGUGGUGGCCUCCCUGCUCGAGGAGCUGCAACUCAAGGCCUCCACCGAGGAUAACUUUGUCAUGCGGCUCAAGCUCCUGGAAGCCGUGAACUCCUUUAAGCAAAACUACGGCCACAACCCAUGUGCCCUGAUUCGUGUGAUCAAGAACUGCCUUGCCACUGAGAUGCGCAUAAUCCAGCAGGCAGAGAACUGUAGCCGACUGGCCUCCCAUAUGCCAGGCCCCCAUGAUCCGCACACGGAAAUAACCCAGCAGUUGGACACAUUGCGAAGGCGCACACAGGAGAUGGAGGACGAACUUCGCCGCAUGAUCCAGAUUCAGGAGUCUUUUGUGAUCCAGUACCAGGAGUGCCAGAAGCUGCAAGCACACUACCAGCAGCUUUCAGCGCAAAACACUGGUCAGACCAAUGUGGAGCUGCUCAACAAGAUGCACAACGAGAGCAAGGCCAUGGAGCAGGCAAUUCGGCAGCGAAUCAGCGAGCUGCGUGAAAUGCGCAUUGCCUUUUCAGAAAAGCAGCAGGAGUCGGCUAAUCUGCUGGCCACACUACAGACACGAGUGCUGGACAACGAGCUCAUUAAGUGGAAGCGUGCCCAGCAACUUGGUGGGAAUGGAGUUACUUUUGAAAACAACCUUGACCAGAUCCAAGAGUGGUGUGAAGCCCUGGCAGAGCUUAUCUGGCAGAACUGGCAGCAGAUCAAGAGGGUCGAGCACUUGGCAUUGCAGGUGCCCAUAGGAGGCGGUCAAGCUCCACAAAUUGCCGACCGCUUCAAGGCCCUCAAUGCCCAUAUUACCAACCCUUCCUCUCUCGUCACCAGCACGUUCAUCAUUGAGAAGCAGCCUCCUCAGGUUAUGAAGACCAACACCAGGUUCACAGCAACGGUGCGCCUUCUGGUUGGGGGCAAGUUAAAUGUUCACAUGACACCGCCUCAAGUCAAGGUGUCUAUCAUCAGUGAAGGCCAGGCGAAUGCCCUGCUGAAAAGUGAGAAAGUCGGUGUUGGAGAGGCAAGUGGAGACAUCCUGAAUAAUACAGGGACCAUGGAGUACCACCAGGCUACAAGGCAACUGAGCGUCAGCUUUAGGAACAUGCAAUUGCGGAAAAUCAAGCGAGCGGAAAAGAAAGGCACUGAGUCCGUCAUGGAUGAGAAAUUCGCAUUGCUGUUCCAAUCCCAGUUCAAGGUCGGAGGUGGAGAGCUAGUGUUCCAAGUUUGGACGUUGUCACUACCUGUGGUGGUGAUCGUGCAUGGAAAUCAGGAGCCACAUGCCUGGGCCACAGUCACCUGGGACAAUGCUUUUGCCGAGCCGAGCCGUGUUCCGUUCGCGGUGCCCGACAAGGUCCCCUGGCACCAGCUGGGUGAAGUGCUCAGCAUGAAGUUUAAGUCGGCGACGGGGAGGGGCCUGUCUGAGGACAACUUGCGGUACCUGGCUGGAAAGAUCUUCCGAGGCCAACCGAUUAAGGACGGCAACAACACACUCGUCAGCUGGUCUCAGUUCUGCAAGGAGCCGUUACCAGAACGGAACUUCACUUUCUAGUGGUUUUAUGCCAUCAUGAAAGUCACCCGUGAGCACCUUCGAGCAUUGUGGAACGACAGGUAUGUGCGACUUCAUAAGCUUUAUUUGUGGUGGUGGGGCUUUGUUGGCCGCCGCGAGGCAGACGAAAUGCUUCGACAAGGCUGCAACGGGACAUUCCUGCUGCGUUUCAGCGACUCUGAGCUGGGCGUCACCAUCGCUUGGCUCCACGAGGAUCCUCAGCAAGACUCAAAAGAAGUGAUAAUGAUCCAGCCGUUCACGAGCCGAGACUUCACAAUCCGAAGCCUGGCGGACCGGGUGAGCGAUCUCCAGCAACUCACCUUCAUGUACCCCGACAUACCCAAGGAUCAGGCGUUCGGGAAGUACUACACUCCUGUUACAGACACUCAGCCUGCCAUCAGCAAUGGCUACGUCAAGCCAGUCCUUGUCACUCAGAUACCAGGGUUGUCGGGGAUGUUGAACCUCGUAGACAGCAACCCAUCCACGCCUCAGUCGUAUUUCCACCCGCACUCACCGGACACAGGAGCGAGCAUCUACCACGAUGGUUCCUCCCUUGACCAGGCCAUGCAGGCGGGGCUGUCGGCAGCGCCUGACCUCGACUACAACCUGUGCGACAUGGGCGAGGUGGACUUUGCAGAGUUGGAUAUCCCCGUCGAUUUUACAAACUUCAACGUUACCGAGCUCACGCCGUACCCUACCAAAGCUAACUGAGCUCCUCCCUCCCCCUUCUUCUCUGACAGGGAAUCCAAUUCUGACACAAAAUUGUUGGCUUGAAAAGCCGCAAGUUACGUGUUCUGAGGCGAGGUGUUGGGAUUUUUCUUUUCAUCUUUGUGUGAUUCACACCCAUCCUACAUUUCAAGGAAUCCUCGUGAAGCCUCAUUUCUUGGAGCUCCUUGGUAUGCUCUGUACAGAUUUCAGUGCUUUGUUGAUAUCGUAGUUCCAAGAUGCUGCCACCAGUCUUGUGAGGACGGCCCUUCAGUGUCAGAGACCUUUAUA